AUGAAGCUCCAGCAUCUAACUAUACUUUUCAUUUGGGGUAGUGCUAUAGCAUCGCGGCUUUAUGCAGCAUCCUAUGCUGGGCAUGUAACAUCUCUGAGUUUGUCACCUUCGGGUGAAAGUUAUGAACUGAGUACCCUCUCCCAGAAUAACGACUGUGGCCCCAGUCCCUCAUGGUUGAUGCUGGAUGGGUCUAAUAAAAUCCUCUACUGUUUGGAUGAAGGUGUUGGUCGCCAUAAUGGCACGGUGACUUCCCUCAAGAUCAACUUGGAUGGGUCGUUCACAAAGGUCGGACAACUACAGACAUUGGUAGGGCCAGUUGCGUCUGCAUUUUAUACAACAGCCCAUGGAUCUGGUCACAAGUUCCUGGCGGUCGCUCAUUACUCAGGAUCGGCACUCACCACGUACUCUGUUGACCCUAUCAGCGGUCACUUCAACCACUCUCAAUCAUUCACAUUCGCGGUGGCUGCCCCGGGACCAAUUCCCGAACGACAGGACGCACCACAUCCUCAUGGAGUCGUUGUCGACCCAUCCGGCCGGUUUGUCCUUGUCCCAGACCUAGGAGCCGACCUGGUCCGCAUCUUCCGCAUAUGCCCAACUACAGGCCAACUUGAAGAACAACCACCGUUGGCGGUAGCUCCGGGUUCCGGACCACGACAUGCGGUCUUCUGGGCUCCUCGGAACGCAAACCUCACUCGACUGAGUCAUGUUCGAUUCUUUCUGGUCUCAGAGUUAGAUAAUUACCUCAGAGGAUAUGAUGUGACAUAUCCCAACAACGGAACACUUUUGUUCACCAAGUUCUAUGAAGGCAAUACGUACGGUGGAUCAACUCCUCCAACAGGGUCAAAAGCCGCAGGAAUCGCUAUCUCGCCGCAGAAUGACCGUCUUGUGAUUUCGAACCGUAACGAUAAUUCUUUUGGUCCCGGCAAUGACUCUAUAGCAAUCUUCUCUCUCGUCAAACACAACCAAACUUCCGCCGUCUCAUUCUUGGGUUCAUAUCCUUCAUUUGGGUCUUUUCCACGCCAGUUUGAUAUUUCUUCAAAAGAUAGUAUGAUGGCUAUAGCACAGCAGAACAGCCACAAGGUAGUGGUGACCAAGUGGGACAUGAAGGAUGGCACUCUUGGUUCGGUACUCAUAGAGCAGCCACUUGAUGGAGAAAUUCCUGCUGUGAUAUGGGACUCUUCCUGA
Messenger RNA from Aspergillus pseudotamarii, 1185 nucleotides. Its product is annotated as Lactonase, 7-bladed beta-propeller-domain-containing protein. Lineage: Eukaryota; Fungi; Ascomycota; Eurotiomycetes; Eurotiales; Aspergillaceae. The transcript has 3 exons. Gene Ontology annotation, molecular function: protein binding; 6-phosphogluconolactonase activity. Bases 1 to 1185 code for a protein of 394 amino acids. The record is from RefSeq and is a predicted model, not a curated record.